GUUUCAGUGAUGAAGAUUACGAGAAGCCUUUCUUCAGGAACCACUCUCUUGUGGGGAAGAAGGAGCCCUUUGUUCUCUCACCUGCAGGAGAAACACCUGUUGUACAGAUUCCUGCUACCAUCAACCGUUACCUGCGCGACUACCAGAGGGAGGGAGUGAAGUUCCUGUAUCGGCAGUACGAGGCUGGAAUGGGAGCCAUACUGGGGGACGACAUGGGGCUGGGGAAAACUGUCCAGGUGAUUUCCUUCCUGUCUGCUGUGUUGGGAAGAACUGGGACGAGAGAAGACAUCACCAACUUCAAGAAG
This is a messenger RNA of Branchiostoma belcheri (Belcher's lancelet), 305 nucleotides long. Its product is annotated as DNA excision repair protein ERCC-6-like 2. The annotation marks the transcript as partial. Lineage: Eukaryota; Metazoa; Chordata; Leptocardii; Amphioxiformes; Branchiostomatidae. Gene Ontology annotation, molecular function: ATP binding; ATP-dependent chromatin remodeler activity. The record is from RefSeq and is a predicted model, not a curated record. The transcript is spliced from 3 exons.